This is a messenger RNA of Anopheles funestus (African malaria mosquito), 3593 nucleotides long. It is a transcript of the gene Epp, whose product is annotated as protein UBASH3A homolog. Lineage: Eukaryota; Metazoa; Arthropoda; Insecta; Diptera; Culicidae. The record is from RefSeq and is a predicted model, not a curated record. The transcript has 7 exons. Gene Ontology annotation, molecular function: protein binding. The coding region runs from base 544 to 2754 and encodes 736 amino acids.
CUCGCUACACAGAUUUGUUUGCGUGUCAAACUCAAGCAUACAAACUUUUUCAGCGCGCACAUACGCAGCAACAAUAUUGAAAAUUUAUUUUCCACCAGUUUUCAUACGCUUGGCGAGCAUUUUACUGGAAGAAUUUUAGAAUCUUUAUCCCUAACAGUACUCGGCACAAGUGUUUGGCUAUGAAUUGUGUUUACGUGUUUUUUCAAACUCACAAAAGGAGGCCGCGCAGAGUGUGAGGUUUGGCGGCUGCAGUGCAAUUUAGGAUCGAUGAAGGAAAACAACAGCCGCCGUACGGAUGAUGUGUAGCUUUGCCGUACAAACGUGCGCACGUAGCAGAAAUAAUUACUCGAAUCAAUCGUAAAGCGCGAAAAUAUUGCCAGAAUUUGCUCCUUAACUGCUAGCGUAGAACAUCUUCCAUCGUUAUUCGCGCGCUCGCAUAUGGCGUGUUGUAGUACCUGUUUUUGUUCAAGUAAACUAGUCUUCAAUAUUUACAUCUAGUGCAAGUUAACGCUUAUACGGGGCUGCUUAAGCUAUCGUGACAUCAUGGCUGCGCUUCCACCACGAAAAAAUCCGACACCAACCAAAAUUUCGAAGCAACACUUAACGCCGUUGCAAAUUUUGCUCCAGAUGGGCUUUCCCAAGCAUAGAGCCGAAAAAGCACUAGCCGCUACCGGAAAUCGUGGUGUUCAGCUCGCAUCCGACUGGUUGCUCGCACACGUGAACGAUCCCUUUCUGGACGAAUGUGCACCACGCGAGUACAUACUGUACGCUUGCCCUACCGGUCCAUUUCUGCAGCAGCUGGAAAAUUUUUGGGCCCAGUCCCGGGAAGCGUGUGGCUGGAACGGGGCCCACAACUUUACGCCCCAUAUUACGCUUGUAUCGUUUUUCAAAGCACCAGACGAAUGUGCACCACAGCUGUCGAAAGCAUUGAAGGAACUAAUGAACCUCCCGGGUGCCCGUAUCGAUCGACCGAUCGGGCUGGAGCUGUACACGAGCCCCAACUUUAUGGGAUUUUUCGUUGCCGAAGACGAUGCGAACUAUCUCAAACGGCUCGCCCUACAAUACGUUAAAGAAGUGUCCCACUCAAUAAUUAGUGACACCUAUGAGCAGCUAGAUGCACUGGUAACCUGUUUCCCAUGGUGCGGGGGAGUAACUUCAGCUCGUUGUAUACCGCGUAGCAGUCGAUCUAUAUCGCUAGAACCGCACGUCAAAUCGUUGCAUCUUACGUUGGCUUACCAAUUUCCUUCUGGCCAAUUUAAUGCACUGAAAACGUUGGUGGAAAGUUUGGAUGCAUCCUGCACGGAUGCCAACUGGGAAUUGCGACUCUACUCGCGCGAUCCGCGACUUGUCUCGAAGCAAGUGCACAAGGUGCUUUAUCCGCAUACGCCACGCGAAACGGACGAGCUGGAGUUACGUAUCGGUGACUACAUCUAUCUGAACCCGGAAGCAAUACAGGCAUCGUCGGACGGUUGGGUUGAGGGUAUGUCGUGGCUAACCGGCACUACCGGUUAUCUGCCGGAAAACUAUACCGAACGUACAGCGGAAUCGGAUGCGUGGACGAUGCACCGUACUGUGCCACUGUGUGACACGAGAGUGCCAGACGAAAUAUCGGACAUGGUGGAUGGAGUGCCGUCUAGCACGCCAAACGUAUUACCGGAAGCGAACGAUGCAGCAUCACCUGCGUUAGUGUCUGUAGGUCAGAGCGAAUCGCAACCAGACACGGUGUUAGUAGCGUCGGACAAAACCCAACCCACAACGGAACAGCAAACGGCAGACGAACGGAACAGUGGCAAGAUGUUCGGUGGCACCAAAUCGCAAGAGGAAUUUCCGUUGGAAAGAUUACACGAGCUAGUGAAGAAGCAUGUGAACAACAUACAGGUGAUCCCCGGUGAUGAAGGUGCGCAGCUGAAACUGGCUUCGAAGCCGGAAUCCAGUACCCGGAAGGUGUACCUAAUGCGUCACGGUGAGCGUAUCGAUUUUACGUUCGGCACGUGGGUUCCGUACUGCUUUGACGAGGCAGGCAACUACGUUAGAAAAGAUCUGAACAUGCCAAAAACGUUACCGGACCGUAAACCAAGCCUGUGGCAAAGGGAUUCACCACUGACGAACGUUGGCCGCUAUCAGGCACUGCUCGUGGGCGAAGGUAUGAAGGAUGCCGGAGUACACAUCGAGAAGGUGUACUGUUCGCCCUCGUUUCGUUGCAUUCAGACGGCCACUUCAGUGUUGGAGGGGCUGGGAUUAAAAGCUACCCUGCCCAUCUGCAUUGAGCCCGGGCUGUUUGAGUGGCUUGCCUGGUAUCAGGACGGUAUUCCCGAGUGGCUUUCGAACGAGGAGUUGAUUGCUGCCGAUUACAAUAUCGCUACGGACUAUAAGCCCAUGACAACGGCAGAAGAUCUGAAGGAACAUUUUCAUGAGAAGCUGGGCGACUUUUACUGCCGCAAUUCGGACAUUGCGGAAUCGAUUAUCAGCACCACUGAAGGAAAUGUACUGAUCGUUGGACACGCAACAACGCUCGAUACGUGCUCGCGAUUCAUCAUUGGUGAAAAGAUCCGUUCCACCAACGAUAUGGGCAGAAUCAUGCAGAAAGUUUCCUACUGCAGCUUGGCGGUGAUGGAGUCGGAUGGAACGGCGACAACGGCUGACGCUGAUACCAAGAACAAGGUUAAGGGCUACUGGAAGCUUGCGGUACCACCGUGCGAUCCAGUGACGCAUACCAAUAACAAUCGUUUUGACUACAAAGUGUUAUCUGGAUAAGCUACAAACUGAAUAAGCUCUUGAUGCACACUGCAUCGGGGUUUUGAUGGUUAAUGGGCUCGUGUAGGAUCUGCCGGUGUGGAGGAGGAGAGCAAAAAGGCAGUCAAAUGCGAGUAAUGUUACUACAAACUAUACGUUUUGCCUGUUAUUUAAAUACAUAAUAGACUAAACCUAGGUUACGAUCACUUGCUGUCGGUAAAAAGGUUCCGAUGUAUAUGUUUAAUCCUGCGUAUAGUAAUCAUGUUUCUUUAAUGUUCCUGCUAAUGCGCGAUCACGAAGAAAUGCACGCAGUAGAAGAGAAAACAUCAACCUAAACCACUGUCUAACUGUCGCAAUAUCGCUUGAUCAUGCUUUCGAAAUGACAAUAAGCUAUAAAAAGAGUAUGAUCUCAAAUUGCUCACCGUAUAAAAGAAAAAAGAAACAAAAAAUAUAUGCACAUUUCUAUUGAAAUGCUACGCUUUAAGCUUAACCGACUUACCAGCCCUGAGUGCAUUUGAAUGGAGGAACAUUUGCUCAUAAUUUGCAUACCAAGAAAAGAUAAAUUAAUUAAUGGUUAAAAUCAAACCGCACUUUGCUCAAUGGUUUUAUUAUCCAGUGUUACAACAAAUGUGCGUUCGCUUAGUAUUUUACUCCAUUUAUUUAACUAUACAUACAGUAAGUAAAUAACAAAAUGUGCGCUUAUGCCCGGUUAGGCUUCGUAUUGCAAACUGAACUUUGUCACAGUAACUUAUUCGACCAUGAAAAUCAAAUAGUAUUGCUGUACCAUGCCAAAAACAAGAAGGAAAAAAAGCUGGCGAAAACCAUGCAUACAACUCGUUGUAAUAAACCAUUAUUCCGUA